AUUUACACUGUGUGAUUUGUCAUAUGAUUUUGCAUUGUUUAUACGGCUCGUUUUGUCAUAAGCAUUGUCAUGCGGCUCGUCAUGGGAAAAAUCAUAUGACAAAUCACAUGAUAAAUCAUGUAGUGUAAAGUCGACAUAAAGGUGGCUAUGGUCCCGUCCAAAAGUUCAUGUUGGAACAAACCUAUGAUCAUACCUUGCCGGACUACGUCUACCCUUUAUUAUGUCUAUGAUGGUAGUCUUUACUGUCAGUCAAGUGUCAAACGUUCAACUUAUAACUUAUUUAACGUUUGAUAAGUUUGAUUUGAUUGAUUGUUUGAUUUUAUUUUUACAACUUUGAACCAGUAAUUUAUAAUUUAUUGAAAUUAAAUUCGAAAUGGACUUAAGUGAAGAGUCUAUAAAAAGAAAACAAGAUGUUUUAAUAUGUGACAAAGAUGAAGAUUCUCUAGAGAACCAUGUUAAUGUACAAAUUAAAUCAGAACUUGAAUGUAUGUUUGAAAGUAAUUACACAGAGGAGUCUUUAACAGGCUCCUAUUAUGCACACGAUAUUAAAAUAGAAGAACAUGUAUUAGAAUGUGAAAUAGGUAGCCCAUUCCCGGUCAUCAAGCAAGAAGUUAAGGCAGAAAUCAAAAAAGAACUGGAUGAACAAAAUUUAGGAGUAAAUCGAUGUGAAACUCAAUUUGAAAGCACGAAUGCCAAAGAAUUAGACUCAGAAAAAGAUGUAAAAUUACAGAUAGAUGCUUCAACUGAAAUAGAUCAUAACAAACAUUGUAGAAGUAUGGACACAUCAAAAUAUCAGUCCGACAUUACAAGGUUACAUCAGAACGGGAAUAAAUCGAAAUCAGAAAGAUCGAUGGUAACACACACUGGAGAAAAACCUUAUAAGUGCGAAAUUUGUUUUAAACGGUUUACUCAAGGUAGACAUUUGAAAAAUCAUUUGAAGAUACACACUGGAGAGAAGCCUUACAAGUGUGAAAUUUGUUCUAAGCAAUUUAGUGAAGUAGGAAAUUGGAAAAGGCAUUUGAAAAUACACACUGGAGAGAAACCUUACAAGUGUGAAAUUUGUUCUAAGCGAUUUCAUGAAGCCAGUAAAUUGAAAAUCCAUGCGAGAAUACACACUGGAGAGAGGCCUUACGAGUGUGAAAUUUGUUCUAAGCAAUUCAGUCAAGAGGGACAUUUGAAAUCGCAUUUAAGGGUACACACUGGAGAGAAGCCUUACAAGUGUGAAAUUUGUUCUAAGCGAUUUCGUGAAGCAGGAGCUUUGAAGAUCCAUUUGAGAAUACACACUGGAGAACAGGUUUACAAUUGUGAAAUUUGUUCUAAGCGAUUUAGUGAAGCAAGUAAAUUGAAAAUCCAUGCGAGAAUACACACUGGAGAGAAGCCUUACAAGAAGUGUGAAAUUUGUUCUAAGCAAUUUAGUCAAAAGGGAAAUUUGAAAAGGCAUUUAAGUGCACACACUGGAGAAAAGUCUUACAAGUGUGAAAUUUGUUCUAAGCAAUUUAGUCGAGAUGAACAUUUAAAAAGGCAUUUAAGGGUACACACUGGGGAGAAGCCUUACACAUGUGAAAUUUGUUCUAAGCGAUUUAGUGAAGCAAGUAAAUUGAAAAUCCAUGCGAGAAUACAUACUGGAGAGAAGCCUUACAAGAAGUGUGAAAUUUGUUCUAAGCAAUUUAGUGAAGUGCGAAGUUUGAAAGCGCAUUUAAGCGUACACACUGGAGAAAAGCCUUGGUCACGUCAAAAUGAGAUUAAAACAAAAUCAGAAAGAUUGAUGGUAACACACACUGGAGAACAGCGUUACAAGUGUGAAAUUUGUUUUAAACAAUUUACUCAAGCAGGAAAUUUGAAAAAACAUUUGAGAAUACACACUGGAGAGAAGUCUUACAAGUGUGAAAUUUGUUCUAAGCAAUUUCUUGAAGCAGGAAAUUUGAAAAGGCAUUUGAAAAUACACACUGGAGAAAAGCCUUACAAGUGUGAAAUUUGUUCUAAGCGAUUUCGUGAAGCAAGUAAAUUGAAAAUCCAUGCGAGAAUACACACUGGAGAGAAGCCUUACAAGAAGUGUGAAAUUUGUUCUAAGCAAUUUAGUGAAGCAGGAGCUUUGAAGAUCCAUUUGAGAAUACACACUGGAGAGAAGCCUUACAAGUGUGAAAUUUGUUCUAAGCGAUUUAGUCAAGUGGGAAGUUUGAAAAUGCAUUUGAGAAUACACACUGGAGAGAAGCCUUACAAGUGUGAAAUUUGUUCUAAGCAGUUUAGUGAAGCAGGAGCUUCGAAAAUCCAUUUGAGAAUACACACUGGAAAGAAGCCUUACAAUUGUGAAAUUUGUUCUAAGCGAUUUAGUGAAGCAGGAGCUUUGAAAAUCCAUUUGAGAAUACACACUGGAGAGAAGCCUUAUAAGUGUAAAAUUUGUUCUAAGCGAUUUAGUCAAGUGGGAAGUUUGAAAAUGCAUUUAAGGGUGCACACUGGAGAAAACUCUCAUGUGGCGUACAAAACCGAAUUUAUAUAACCAGUUACAAAAUGUACCACGACAGGGGGUGUUACUUUGUAACGUAAAUAACUCAAUGAACAAUGUCGUUGGGAGUCGGUAUACGGGAUCUCCCAAACACCAAGUUUAUAUAAAGAUUUCACCACAUAUAGGUCAGACGUACACCCGUAAAGAAAAGUACUAUACGGUGACAGUCUUGGAAUGGCUCGCGGCUAGAUAAGACAGUGGAGAUGGUCGUGUGGUCGACAAAACAAAAAAAAUCUGAAGGUAUAUAAGUUGCGCCAGGUAAAUUGGUCCACAGCCUUCCCUAAGUUAGUAAUCAAUAAACCACCAACUUACCAAUAGGUUUACCACCAAAAUAUUAAGUGUAAUAUACACCAACCUGAAUUAAAUAAAAAAAAAUAAAUGAAAUUGUCUGAGAUCAGGAUUUAGUCAAUUUUAAUUAAUAGAUUCCCAAGAUGUUUAAAUGCAAUUACAUAUCACCGAUAUUAUUUGACUUUACCAUAGGCUUAAGAAAAAGAAUAUAAAAUGCUGCUUCUAUUUGCCUAACAAUAAUUCAUAAAGAUAAUAAAAAUUACCUGACGCUAAGGGGCCUGGUGUGUGAUUCAAUACCAAAAAAAAAUAAUUAACCUAAAUAUGACACCACUUGAGCUCAGGCGCGUGCGCAGAAAAUAAUAUAAAAAAAGUAAAUCUAGUUCAAAUCUUUAGCACCCCUUAGACGCAGUUUACAAAAUUAUAGUAUGUGUACAUAAGUAUUACACUAACAAAAUAAACCGCAAAUAUUCUUUAAGAACUAUGUAAAGUAUGUGUAAAUAUUAAAAUGACAAAAAAAACCGCAAAUAA
Molecule: messenger RNA, 3319 nt
Organism: Diabrotica virgifera virgifera (western corn rootworm)
Lineage: Eukaryota; Metazoa; Arthropoda; Insecta; Coleoptera; Chrysomelidae
Product: zinc finger protein 271-like
Exons: 3
Coding region: 374-2497 (707 amino acids)
Biological process (GO): regulation of transcription by RNA polymerase II; central nervous system development
Cellular component (GO): nucleus
Molecular function (GO): RNA polymerase II cis-regulatory region sequence-specific DNA binding; DNA-binding transcription factor activity, RNA polymerase II-specific
Source: RefSeq, a predicted model, not a curated record